Molecule: messenger RNA, 327 nt
Organism: Symbiodinium pilosum
Lineage: Eukaryota; Dinophyceae; Suessiales; Symbiodiniaceae
Source: the annotation of a GenBank genome assembly
AUGGAUGAGCUGGAGCUCCCACCUGACCGAGCCAACCUCUUCGAGGUGAUUGACGCCGACGGGAGUGGAACUUUGGCCAUUGCGGAGCUUGUGCAGGGCUUGCUGAAGAUCCGUGGUGAGAUCAACAAGUCCGAUACCGUGGCCGCACUGCUGGCAGCCAAAGCAGUGCAAAACAUGGUGUUGGAAUUCAAGGAUGAGCAGAAAAUGGCCAAUGAGGUGCUCCGAAAGGAGAUGAGGGAGGAACUGCAUCGGUGCACAACUUGCUCGCCAUCUCCAUCUAAGUCAGCGUCGGCCCAAAGGGCAAGACCAAGAGUUGCAAACGUUUGA